Molecule: messenger RNA, 3305 nt
Organism: Corythoichthys intestinalis (scribbled pipefish)
Lineage: Eukaryota; Metazoa; Chordata; Actinopteri; Syngnathiformes; Syngnathidae
Product: WD repeat-containing protein 20
Exons: 4
Coding region: 352-2382 (676 amino acids)
Molecular function (GO): protein binding
Source: RefSeq, a predicted model, not a curated record
CAGGCAGUGCGCAGCUGCACCACAGGGCGGAGAGGCAGGCGGUGGGCACAUUCCUGCUCACAACUUGAAGCGGUCGAGUGGAGGGCUGGAGGCAGGGAGCAGCUCAAGGAUGAUGCCGUCGCCGGCUCACAGGAGCUCUCCGUCGGGCUUGAGUCUUCGGCCAGCAGCUCUCUAGUUGCCGAUGCUGAAGUAAAAUGCAGCGGCCCACACUAGCAGCGCUGGUCGGCCUAGCUGAGCACGGCUGUGUGCCUCCGCCGCUCCCGUCUCUGCUCUAGUAGUUUUCGUAAAUUAUUAUCACGGCGUUAUUGUAUCCUGGUCAAGACUUCCCCGAGCGGCUCUUUCGGGCUAAAAAUGGCCGUAGAUGGCGGCGCUCUGAAAGAUAUCAAUGAGAUUAAAUCACAGUUCCGGACCAGAGAAGGCUUCUACAAGCUGCUCACCCUUUCGGACUCCCAGCAGCGGGGCGGACUGCCGAGGGGUCCCUCCGCUGGGGCCACGCUGGGCCCGGCGACUGGAACCGGCCCGAUACCGAGCGGAGGUGUCGGGCUGCUCCAGGGGCCGGGAGCUGCCGCUGCUGCCGUCGCCGCAGCCGCCGCUGUCGCCUCCUCGUCGAAUGCCGCAGCCAACUCCUCCCCGGCGGGUUUCCUGCCGCCGGUGCGAGUCUCCAUGGUUAAGCUGCAGCCAGAAGACCCGGGCGAGGAGUCGGAGCGGGUGUGCUUCAACAUUGGCAGGGAGCUUUAUUUCUACACGUACACCAACAUUAAAAAGGCGGUGGACCUGAGCAAGCCCAUUGACAAGAGGAUUUACAAGGGCACGCAGCCCACAUGUCAUGACUUCAACCAGUACUCUGCGUCGGCUGACAGCGUGGCUCUCAUUGUGGGUUUCUCGGCCGGACAAGUGCAAUACCUGGACCCCAUCAAGAAGGAGACCAGCAAGCUUUUCAAUGAGGAGCGUCUGAUCGACAAAUCCAAAGUGACGUGUCUGAAGUGGCUCCCCAAGUCUGAAAACCUGUUCCUAGCCUCUCACGCCAGUGGCCACCUCUACCUCUACAAUGUGGAGCACUCGUGUGGCACAGCAGCGCCUCAAUACUCACUUUUGCGGCAAGGCGAGGGAUUUGCCGUGUACGCCUGCAAGACAAAAACACCCCGGAACCCUCUUCUACGCUGGGCGGUGGGCGAAGGUGGCCUCAAUGAGUUCUCCUUCUCGCCUGACGGCGUCCACGUUGCCUGCGUAGGCCAGGAUGGCUGCCUCCGGGUCUUCCACUUUGAUUCCAUGGAGCUCCAGGGCGUAAUGAGGAGUUACUUUGGAGGCUUGCUGUGUGUCUCCUGGAGCCCCGAUGGAAAGUACCUGGCCACUGGGGGUGAGGAUGACCUAGUCACCGUGUGGUCAUUCGCCGAGAGCCGUGUGGUGGCCCGCGGACACGGACACAAAUCCUGGGUCAACGUUGUGGCGUUCGACCCCUUCACCACAUCUUUGGAGGACGAAGAGCCAAUGGAGCUCAGUGGCAGUGAGGAGGACCUCCACCAGGGUGGGGUGCCCAACAAUACCACCCCGCACUUUGGGCGGGUGCGUACCAGCAGCACCCUGUCACGGCUCUCCCGGCACAGCUCCAAGGGUGGCGGCUCGGCAGCUGUCACCUAUCGAUUUGGAUCUGUGGGCCAGGAUACCCAGUUCUGCUUGUGGGACCUCACAGAUGACGUUCUGUAUCCCCGUCUGCCGCUUUCCCGUGCUUUUACCAACACAUUCGGACCAACGUUGCCCAACUCCAGUGGUGGCGGUGUGGAAGGCCAUCACCACCCGCCGGUUGUCGGCACCUCCAACCCACCCACGCUGCCUCUACCGCUCCCUCGCUCCCUCUCCCGGUCCAAUUCGCUUCCUCACCCAGCUGUCGCAAACACCUCCAAGAGCCAGGGUACCACGGAGAGUGGCACUGGCGGAACAGGAAGUGGGACCGGUACAACAGGUGGCGGCCCGGGUAACACUGCACCAUUCAGCAUCGGCCGCUUUGCUACCCUAUCCCUCCAGGAGCGCAAGUCGGACAAGUCGGUGGUAGGGGGCGGGGUGGAGAAAGAACAUAAGCGCUACCACAGUCUGGGUAAUAUAAGCAAGAGUAACGAUAAGAUCAACGUGGCACCGCGGGGCAGCGGGCGCCUGGAUGCCGCCAAGGUGCUAGGCACCACGCUGUGCCCGCGCAUGCACGAGGUGCCACUGCUGGAGCCCCUGGUGUGCAAGAAAAUCGCCCACGAGAGACUCACUGUGUUGGUCUUCAUGGACGACUGCAUCAUCACGGCGUGCCAGGAAGGGCUCAUCUGCACAUGGGCCAGGCCUGGCAAAGCGAAUUUGACAGCACAGAACGGUAACUCUCCGAGUGGCACCGUGGUAUAGCUUCACCUUCUCCACCUCCUCGUGCCACCUAAAAAUGGAAGACGACCGUCAAGACCAGAUCACCUCACCGCUGCAGUAUUGCCCUCCUCUAUCCCCGCAGACGCCACGGCCAGCUGUAUUUAAGUAAUUUAUUUUAUCAUGAGACUGUGUAGUAAUUUAUACUGUAAAUAGACAAAGUACUCUAAUGGAGAGAAGGCUGCACAGAAAGCAAGUGAACACAUUGUAUUGAAACACACUGAAUGUCUUUUAGGGGGUUAUGUCAUGAUGUCACUGUUUCUUUUAAGUUCACGCCGGAUGCUCUCAAGGCGCAACGACGGUCUCUGGGAAUGGCGUGUCAUACUCUGGUCCAAGUCCUGUGACCACAUGCACAAAACACACAGUUACUGGCGGUGUAGCAUCAUGUUUAAGACAUACUCAUUCGUCAUGCACGAAUAAGUAUUAGGCACUUAUUGGAAAGAGGGAAAAACGACAAAAAAUAUUAUGAGAAUAAAGAGAAGACAAAAAUUUUUUUUAAAAAGUUAAAAUCUUUGGGGGGGGGAUUCAUCGAGAGUAAGAUGUUUUCAGAAAAUGGCGGCAUUUCUUUGAAGCGGAAAACUUAGUUUUUGUAGAGAAAAUAAUUGAGUGUUGUUGUUUUUAAAGAUAGAUUUUAACUGCAUAAUUAAAAUAACUUUUUUUCCAGGAAAAUUGACAAUGUUUUAAUAGACAUUUUUAGUUAUGAAAAUGCCUAAAUGUUCUCCUAAAAAAAGAAAGAAAAAGAAAAUAAUUAUAACAUGUUACUAGAGAUGGCCGUUUUUUCCCAGAAGACAAUGAUUUGACAGUUAACUUAAAAUGUGAUUUAUUUUGUUUUUUUAAGAAAAAAAUUAUUUGACAAAAAUUCAAUCAAUUUUCAAGAAGUUUCUAAUCUUAUACAUUACAUUACUAUA